This is a messenger RNA of Alligator mississippiensis (American alligator), 432 nucleotides long. Its product is annotated as immunoglobulin lambda variable 3-1. The record is from RefSeq and is a predicted model, not a curated record. Gene Ontology annotation, biological process: immune response; immunoglobulin production. NCBI's taxonomy places the organism in Eukaryota, Metazoa, Chordata, Crocodylia, Alligatoridae. Bases 25 to 432 code for a protein of 135 amino acids. The transcript has 3 exons.
GCCGAGCUGCUUGCAUUUCCCACCAUGGCCUGGGCCCCGCUCUUUCUCAUGCCAGUCCUAUACUUCUCAGGUUGUCUUGCCCAGUACGUGAUGACUCAGCCACCUUCAGUGUCCAUCUCUUCAGGGGAAACUGCCAAACUCACCUGCACAGGAAGAAAUGUUGCUAGCCAUGGUGUGCAGUGGUUUCAACAGAAGCCUGGCAGUGUCCCUGUCCAGAUUAUAUACGAAAAUAGCAAAAGACCCUCUGGCAUCGCUGACCGGUUCUCUGGCUCCAAAUCAGAGAGCACGGCCACAUUGACCAUCACUGACAUCCAAGCCCAGGACGAGGCUGACUAUUACUGCCAGGCAUGGGAUAGUGACAGCAAUGCUCGACACGGUGACACUGGGCAAUGGGGAAGUUCCCUUGCCCAGUACGUGAACAUGAUGACAUAG